CUUGGCGGAUUCUUCAGAUUUUCCACUGCACCCGGUACACCUUACUCCACACAUACGGACAAUAGUUCUGCAGCUCACUUCCAGGGUUCCAAGCACACCAAAGGCAGCAUCCCAACCACACCUCCCCCAGGCAGCAUCCAGGCCACGUCUCCCCCAGACAUCACCAGACACACACAAGCCACCAGAGAUCACCUCACUCCAGAGAUAGAAUUGAGACUGAUUACCAGAGAAUGCCCCUUGUGGCACGAGACCACUGACCAGUGUCCAUUCACUGACCCAUUCUGGGCCUUCUAUUGGCCUGGUGGUCAAGCUCUUACAAGGUAUAUCUUGGAUCAUCCCGAGUUGAUUGAAGGCAGAUCUGUAUUAGAUGUAGGAUCAGGUUGCGGUGCUUCAGCUAUAGCAGCGCGUAUGGCAGGAGCUAGCAGAGUACUGGCCAAUGAUAUUGAUCCUGUUGCAAUCCAAGCUAUUGAAAUAAAUGCUGCCCUCAAUGGUAUCACAUUGGACACAAGUGCCAAGAACUUGAUAUGCCAGCCAUGCUUAAAAGACAACCAAUGGGAUGUGGUGUUUCUUGGUGACAUGUUCUAUGAUAAAGACUUUACUAACAUGGUUGUUGAUUGGCUGAUUUGUUUGAUCAGGAAACACAACAGUCGGAUUUUAAUCGGUGACCCUGGUCGGGUUUAUUUGAGGGAUCAUCCCAUGAGAGAAAACCUUAUCAAACUAUUUGAGAUUGAACUACCUCCAAAUUGUGUGGAAGAGAAUAGGGGUCAUAGUUCAGGGUAUGUAUGGGAGUUUGUAUUAUUUUAGUCCUAAAUAGAUCUAUAUCAUAAACAUAUUAUGUAUAUUAAAGUAUAUUUGCCAUCAGCUGCAUGCAAGGAUGAUGCAACUGUCAUUGACAAUUCAAAACUGUUCU
Molecule: messenger RNA, 910 nt
Organism: Strongylocentrotus purpuratus (purple sea urchin)
Lineage: Eukaryota; Metazoa; Echinodermata; Echinoidea; Camarodonta; Strongylocentrotidae
Product: electron transfer flavoprotein beta subunit lysine methyltransferase-like
Exons: 3
Biological process (GO): peptidyl-lysine trimethylation
Cellular component (GO): mitochondrial matrix
Molecular function (GO): protein-lysine N-methyltransferase activity
Source: RefSeq, a predicted model, not a curated record